Rhodofomes roseus is the source of this 1617-nucleotide messenger RNA. Its product is annotated as pseudouridine synthase. Gene Ontology annotation, biological process: mRNA pseudouridine synthesis; tRNA pseudouridine synthesis. Gene Ontology annotation, cellular component: nucleus. Bases 1 to 1617 code for a protein of 538 amino acids. NCBI's taxonomy places the organism in Eukaryota, Fungi, Basidiomycota, Agaricomycetes, Polyporales, Fomitopsidaceae. The transcript is spliced from 9 exons. Gene Ontology annotation, molecular function: RNA binding; pseudouridine synthase activity. The record is from RefSeq and is a predicted model, not a curated record.
AUGGAGACGUCUACCGAGAGAUCGUUCUCAACCGCAGGCUCAGCCGCGAAGAGAUCGCAAGAAAGUGAUAUAGACUCUUCCACGGCUAGCAAGCGUACCAAGCUCGAUGUCAACGAGGCUGAGCACGACGUGACAACGCGUCGCGCUCUUUCCGAGAGUGCACCAGACAGUUCUGCGGUGCCACAGAAGUCCGCUGCAAAUCAUACAGACAAGCCGAAGUUCAAGAAGGGGCAGCGAGGGGACAAAAUCGACCGCAGACGAGGAACGCGAAGGGAAGACGCAGAACCGAGGAAUAGUGAAGAGCCUAAGGGUCCGCGCGUACCUAAAAGGGCGUGCGCACUGUUGAUGGGCUUCUGCGGCGCCGGUUACAGCGGGAUGCAAUUUCAGCCCGGCCAGUCAGUCCGCACGAUCGAGGGCGUCGUAUUCGAUGCACUCACUCGAGUGGGCGCCGUUUCACAAGAUAACGCAGACGAUCCGCGCAAGGUUUCUGUUAUACGUGCCGCACGGACGGAUGCCGGUGUACAUGCAGCGGGCAACGUCGUCUCGAUGAAGCUCAUCAACUCCAUACCCGACCUGGUCGCGCGUGUUAACGAGGAGCUCCCGCCCGAGAUUCGUAUAUGGAGUAUACUUCGCGUGCAAAACACCUUUAACGCAAGAUUGUCCUGUGACAGCCGGAAGUACACGUACUACUUCCCCUCUUACAUGAUGAUCCCACCGAAGCCGGGGAGCGGACUCCACCAAAACCUACAGCAAAAUGGCACCGAACCUCCAGCGCAUCCAUUCUGGGCAACAGGCGAUCCCGAGGCCGACACCAGCGUUGACCUGCGGCGAAAACGCGAUUACCGGAUGCCCCCUGAUGCUUUGGAGUCGUUACGAGCUACUGCAUGCAAGUUCGCAGGGAGCCAUAACUUCCACAACUUCACCUUCGGACGGGAGUUCCGGGAUCGCAGUUGUUUUCGUUUCAUGAAGGAGAUCAGUGUCGCCGACCCAGUCGUCUUCGGGGAUACGGAAUGGGUGAGCGUGAUGUUCCACGGACAGAGCUUCAUGCUGCACCAACGCAAGAUGAUGUCAGCUUUAGUGCUGACGUGCCGCACCGGAUCACCUCCUGAGAUCAUGGACGAGCUCUAUGGUCCACGUAUGGUCUUCGUCCCCAAAAUGCCAGCGCUGGGUCUCUUACUCGAAUACCCCAUUUUCGAGACUUACAAACAGAAAAUUGCGAAAUUCAACGAGAAGCUGGACCCCUCAGAAACAGAUUACCGUCUCCCGAUUGACUUCGAAGCCCAUCGCGAGCAGCUGGAUAAGUUCAAGGAGAAGUGCAUAUACCCUCGUAUGCGAGAGAUCGAGAGCGAAGUGGGGCUCUUCGAUUCAUGGAUGCGCUCUAUCGACUCGUAUUCCGGGAACGACUUGCUCUGGCUCAAUUCCAAGGGCAUCGUUCCGGGCGCCGCGGUCAUACAAAAGGGAGUCCGUCGCGCGGAUCCCUUCAAGGAGAGGAAACACUUCGACUCGACCGGUUACCCAACAACUACCGCUGAGAAGUCCAUGUCGGUCGCGGAUGAGGAAGCUGAGGAGGAAGAGGAAGCGUUAGACAAAGCUAAAUUAGAAGAUAUGGAGGGUUAA